AUGACCAAGAGACUUGCAGAGGAUGAGGUAGAUGGAGGGGUCUCUCUCAAAAGUGGCGAACGACCUCAACAGUUGCAGGAAGGGAAUGUUAUUGAGAAUUUCGAAGAUGAAUUCGAGGAUGAAUAUGAGAGCGAAGAUGAGAUCAUGGAAGCUGGCGUAGACGGUCGCCCUGAUCAAGAACGAGAAAUAGAAGAGAAGGGCAAUGCGAUGGAUAUCGACAAGCGACCUUUUAUACCAGGGCGGGAUCAGCUACAGAACGGAGAGUCCCUAGCACCUGAUAGCUCUGCUUACGACCUCUUGCACGGCUUGAGCACCACCUGGCCAUGCCUCUCCUUCGACCUACUACCGGACUCGUUGGGCGACAAUAGGAAGACGUAUCCUGCCACGAUCUAUGCUGUAGCAGGAACGCAAGCAGAAUCGUAUCGAUCAAGAGACAAUGAGCUGAUGGUCAUGAAACUUAGUGGGUUAAGUCGAACAGAAAAGAAAGAUGAUUCGGAUUCGGACGACGAUGAAUCAGAUGAAGAGACAACGGAGCCCAUCCUCGAAACCAAAUCGAUCCCCAUGAACUCUACCACAAAUCGUAUCUGUGCCCAUCAAUUUCUCCAAACCAACUCCUCCACACCUCCCACCACGCUUACAGCCACAAUGACUGAGUCCGCCGAACUCCUCAUUCACGACAUCACGCCCCACCUCCAGUCCUUCGACCGACCUGGCAUGACAAUCACCCCGCAACAUUCCCGUCCUAUUGCUACUUCAAAAACACAUCGAACAGAAGGCUACGCGCUUGCUUGGUCUCCCAAUCACCCAGCCGGCAAACUGCUCAGCGGCGACAACGAUGGCAAGAUCUUCCUCCACUCCGCCACGGACGCCAGCUCCCCUAUGAAAUGGACGUCUGACACCCGGCCAUUCACAGGCCACGAGAGCAGCGUAGAGGACAUUCAAUGGAGCCCAAGCGAGACCAACGUUUUUGCGUCCGCUAGCAGCGACGGCACAAUUCGCGUCUGGGAUAUCCGUUCGAAAUCCCGCAAACCUGCACUUACAGUGAAAGUCAGUGAUACAGACGUCAACGUCUUAAGCUGGAAUAAAAAGCGGGACUAUCUCCUCGCCUCAGGCGCCGAUGAUGGGGUAUGGGCCGUCUGGGACCUUCGAUCUUGGAAAUCCUCCUCGGGGGGCAGAAGCGGGAGUAGUAUCUCCUCCACCCCUGUCGCGAAGUACGAUUUCCAUAAGGAGCAGAUUACGAGCAUUGAGUGGCAUCCUACGGACGAUUCUGUGGUGUGUGUGACUGCGGGGGAUAAUACGAUGACGCUUUGGGAUCUCGGGGUGGAAUUAGAUGAUGAGGAAGCUAGGGGGAGCGCGGCUGCGGAGGGAGUGCCGCCGCAGUUGUUGUUCUUGCAUUACUUGGAGAACGUGAAGGAGGGGCAUUGGCAUCCGCAGAUUCCGGGGUUGGUCGUGGGGACAGGGGCUGGGGCUAAUGGGGGACAGCUAAGGUAUGUAGCUGACUGGAAAGGGGAAUGGGAACAUUUGUACUAA
Bacidia gigantensis is the source of this 1530-nucleotide messenger RNA. RefSeq lists its product as uncharacterized. The coding region runs from base 1 to 1530 and encodes 509 amino acids. The transcript has 2 exons. Gene Ontology annotation, molecular function: protein binding. Lineage: Eukaryota; Fungi; Ascomycota; Lecanoromycetes; Lecanorales; Ramalinaceae. The record is from RefSeq and is a predicted model, not a curated record.